Molecule: messenger RNA, 828 nt
Organism: Trifolium pratense (red clover)
Lineage: Eukaryota; Viridiplantae; Streptophyta; Magnoliopsida; Fabales; Fabaceae
Exons: 1
Coding region: 149-661 (170 amino acids)
Source: RefSeq, a predicted model, not a curated record
CUCAUAAGCCAAACUACACUUUUUAUAUUUCUAAGUCACAAGUGCACAUUAUACAUUACAUUAUAUUAUACUACCGCGUUAUUAUAAUUUCCAUCUUCAACUCUCUUCUUCUUCUAAAAAAUAAUCUCUUAGAAGCAUUUUAACAAACAUGUCAAAGGCAAAGUGGGAUUGUGGUAGCACGCUAUAUGAUUCAUAUGAACUCAACUCAUUCAAACGCCAAAUUGAUUCUGCUAUUGCUAAUUCACCAAGAACACAUUCCAUGCCUCAUUUAACCGAACGUAAAAUUCAUCUUCAACUUCAACCUCAACCUCAAUUACACUCCUCUGACGUCGCGAUCAACAACAAAUCGACUUUCAAGUUCUCGCGAACGUUCCAGAAACUUCUUCGAUUUGUUUUCAAAUCCGGUAAUAAUAAAUCCAACAAGAUUUCUAGCAGUUCAUGCAACAGCCGUAGCAAUAGCUUCCGAUCGUAUCAGAAAGAAGAAGAACGUUUAUGUGUGGUUUAUGAUAAGUUUGAGUCUGAGCCUGUUCUUCUUUCGACAAUUCCUGAACUACCUGAUUUUGAGAUCGCCGGAGUUUCGCCGGAUAUCAGUAACUUUGUUAGGAAGACAACUUCGGAGCGGUUUACGGCCAACGCUACUAUUGGUAUUUCGUGUGCUUAAUGCAACAGUAAUUUAGAUGAUGAUCAUAUUAAUAUUAAUAUAUCAAUAAUGCUAGCGAUAAGCUAGCUAUAGUUAAUUAGUAUUAGUAUUAAUUAGAAGUCAAAAACUUAGCAAUUACUGCUAACUAACAUGUGUAUAGCAAGUAUUAUUUCUGUUUUUAUUUUAUA